Messenger RNA from Papilio machaon (common yellow swallowtail), 1006 nucleotides. RefSeq names its product protein YIPF2. NCBI's taxonomy places the organism in Eukaryota, Metazoa, Arthropoda, Insecta, Lepidoptera, Papilionidae. Gene Ontology annotation, biological process: vesicle-mediated transport. Gene Ontology annotation, molecular function: small GTPase binding. The record is from RefSeq and is a predicted model, not a curated record. Gene Ontology annotation, cellular component: Golgi apparatus; membrane. The transcript has 4 exons. Bases 45 to 926 code for a protein of 293 amino acids.
GUAAUUUGCUACGUAAUUUAAAUACUGAGCAAUUAAAUUAAAUCAUGACUAACGUUAACACGGGUGAACUACUGAAUUUCCAAGAUUAUUCUCCGGAGCACAAUGACCGUAGUGCGCGAAUCGAAGUAGAAGCAGUUCACACAAAUCAAUACAAUAACAUGUCGACUCCAAAUUAUGGUUUUGAAGAGCCCAAAAAUGUUGAAGAACCUGAAGCGGUCCCUCAAAAAAACCAUAACUUUUGGACAAUAGAAUAUUAUCAGAAGUACUUUGAUGUUCACACUAAUGAGGUGGUGGAGAGGAUAAUAUCAUCAGUGUUGCCGCAGAAAGUAUCUCGCAAUUAUUUUGAUGAACGGAUUAAAGGGAAACCUGAUUUAUAUGGCCCUAUAUGGAUAUCUGUUACCUUGAUCUUCACAAUUGCAGUAAGCGGUAACAUAGCAAACUAUCUACAAAGCGCUAAUAAAGUGGUACACUGGCGCUAUGACUUCCACUUGGUCUCAUAUGCCGCGACUGCUAUAUUCUGUUACGUAUGGCUCGUGCCGUUGGCUUUAUGGGCCGCACUUAAAUGGACUACUCAGACUGAUGGACAUGACGAAAUUGAGACACAGCAAUCAACUUCACCGACAAUGAUGUCAUUAUUUUGUCUCUAUGGAUACUCUCUGUCAAUCUACAUCCCGGUGGCAAUCCUCUGGACUAUUCAGGUAUCCUGGCUGCAGUGGCUCUUUGUUCUCAUGGCAGCAUUCGUCUCGGGAGCUGUUCUCAUCUUCUGGUUGCUACCAGCGCUAAGAAAAUCAAAGUAUUUCCUCAUCCUAGUUGGUUCUAUAUUAGCGUUCCAUUUCCUUCUUGCCACUGGUUUCAUGUUGUAUUUCUUUCAUGUACCAGAUACAGAUGUAGCGGUUAAAGUGUCCACUACUACUGUUAAAGUUUAAGUUAAUUAUUUUUUUCAAUCCGAAACAGAUUCACUAAAAGUUGUAAUAAAUUACAAAAUAAUUCGUGUAAAAUAUUUUUC